AAGACAGACAGCAUACAUCACAUCUCAGAGGUUCGGCUCAAUGUCGAUCAAAUCUCGAUGUCGUCCGUACCUCCUCUACUCGACUGGAAAGAUUUUCGAGCACUUCGGUUAAGUUAUCUUGUUUAUUGAUCACACGGCCCGAUCCUUCCACCGUCAGCGGGUCAUUGAAUCGAAGGUGGAAUAAGUUGUGACACGAGGAUGCUUGCACUGUCAAAGACGCGCCGCCCGUCGGUCCAAUAGAUCCGGCCGUGUGAUACACGAGUGUACACCGCAUGCGAUAGUGCUUGUGAUUUCAAGGUCUGUCAAUUGGACAAAUGUUUCAAGUCUGUAUAGUCAGGAAGAUCCUCCCUUGGACAAACGCGAGCCAAUCUUUCACCGUCGUACUCGCGCCUCUUAUUCCACUUGAUCGACACUGACUCAGGUGGUGGGCUCCGUGCCCUGGAUUUCCUUCACUGCCUUUUUAGUACGGGCCAAUGACCUCCAUUGCACUCAUCACAAAAUGACUUCGUCCUCGAAGCUCUCGUGAACCGAGCCCGCUUUGCCCACACUUUCACUGACUAUACGCUCUAACAGAGUAAUUGUAUCAUUCCAGUAACGCAGUACACCGUAGUCGAAACAGGCGGAAUACGUUGCGAAAGACCGACACCGACGCAGGUGAAGCAAAUGAUUUCGCGCCAAACGAAUGGCAGAUGUGAGGGCUGCAUCCGGUUCUGUGGACCUUCGAAGAAAACACCACACCCGGCGAAAGGACUCGGCUCGCAGAACGGGUGGAAGUGGUGUCAAUGUAGAAGCGAAGGGGAGACGAAGUGAUGACGUAGCCGGCCUUGAGGGCAUUGUGAACGAUGGGAACGGAUGAGGAAAUUCUCGAGUAGAAAGGGAGCUCGAUUUGGAAGAAAUGGGCACUUGCAGAUGUUCAUUUUGCCCGUGUGAUAGGAUAAGAUGCAUCCAAGCGUUGUUGCGCUCUUGAUCCACAAGUAUGGCGGUCCGAAGAGUAUGCACAGCGAGAAGCGGUUCCCCUAGCAGUAACGAGUGCGAGAUCAUAGUCUUG
Messenger RNA from Tremella mesenterica DSM 1558, 1048 nucleotides. RefSeq lists its product as uncharacterized. Lineage: Eukaryota; Fungi; Basidiomycota; Tremellomycetes; Tremellales; Tremellaceae. Bases 683 to 856 code for a protein of 57 amino acids. The record is from RefSeq and is a predicted model, not a curated record. The transcript has a single exon.